CGUCAUCUUUCUCAUGAUGAGUCAUGAACCUCUCUUGACUCUCAUGAUAAUAGUACUCUAAAAACCACACUUCUUAUCUGAAUCUCUCUCAUUGGCCAUCAGAAUCAUGCACUCCGACGAGGAGCAUGACCCGUUCAUAACAGUCUUUGUUGCAAUCAUCUUCUUAUUCUUCAUUUAUGUCACCCUCUACUCUCUUUACGAUCUCUGCUGUCUCCGCCGUUCUAGGAGUAAUCACAUCCGCAGUAGCCGCAGCCUCAGCCCUGCAAUGGUUUUCGUCCCCAUCGAUCCUUCUCAUAUCCCCUCGCGCGGCGGCCUCGAUCCCGCCGUCGUUAAAUCUCUCCCCGUUUUCACUUUCUCCGGCGCGGCGGAGGAUCCGAUCGAUUGCGCCGUUUGUCUCUCCGAGUUCGAGGAGGGAGAGUCGGGUCGGGUUUUGCCCGGUUGCGAACACGCUUUUCACGUGGAAUGUAUCGAUAUGUGGUUUCACUCUCACUCCACUUGUCCUCUCUGCCGCUCUCUCGUCGAGCCUCUCGUCGACCAAACCGUGAUCGCGAUUUCUCCUGAACCGGUUUCUGAAACUGAACCGGCGGUUGAGAUGUCGAGAAGGAGUUUCAGAGAGUUGGAAGAUGGUUUUUUGACAGGGGAUUCGUUGGCGAAUCAUCACUCGUUGCCGUUGCCGCCGAGGAGUCGUAGGAUGUUAUCUUUUACUCGGAUGUUGAGCAGAGAUCGAAGAAGUGCACCGUCUUCUUUUGCCGGAGCUCCGCAUCAAUCGUCGCCGAGCUGCGGGAUAGUGAUGAACGAAUUGGAUAUUGAGCGGGGAGGAGAAGAGAUUAAAAGUGAUUUCCGUCACGUGGAGUUUUCUUGAUUAUUAUUGAUUAUUGUAUUUCAGGUAGAUUUUUAUAAUUUUUUUUUCUAAUACUUAUUUGGAACAAGGGGCAGGGUGUAUCCAUGUUUGUUCAAAAUUCGAUUUAGAAUCGACUGGAUCAGCCAAUAUGUAUAAAAAGUUUAUUUAUUUGGAACAUAAC
This is a messenger RNA of Raphanus sativus (radish), 1022 nucleotides long. RefSeq names its product RING-H2 finger protein ATL2-like. The transcript has a single exon. Lineage: Eukaryota; Viridiplantae; Streptophyta; Magnoliopsida; Brassicales; Brassicaceae. Bases 107 to 862 code for a protein of 251 amino acids. The record is from RefSeq and is a predicted model, not a curated record.